GUUCCUCCAGGUAAGGUGAGCGUUUAUCCUGAGCUGGAUGAGGAGAUCGACUUCCUCUCUGCCAUCAUCAGUGAACAGAGAACUGAGUCCAGGCUGCCAGCUCCACGCCCCCAAGACUUCUCUCACCCCAAAUCCAAACAGCUCACUGAGGCCGGCCCCGCCCACAGAGCGUCUCCCACAGAGCAGCCCACAAACGUCUCGUUCAGCAGCGUGGCUCCACCAACCACCAACCACACUGCCGUGCUGCUCAGCGACCCCAUCAUCCUCCCCCACCCCUCUAAUAAUCAUGUCUUCAUCAUCAUGAGCAGUGUCUUCAUCGUGGUGGCGUCGCUGGCUUUGAUCAUAGCAGGAACCUGUUGGGUCAGAUUGCAGAAAGGUGUUCAUCUGACUGAGAAGGGGGAAUACUCUGCGUAUCGAAUGAUGAGAGGCCGAGCCUUCGACAGUCUGCCUGGGGACAAGAAGCUGGUCCACAGUGCCCAGAUGUACCACUACCAACACCAGAAGCAGCAGAUGCUCUCAUUGGAGAAACACAGGGAUGAGCCAAAGGUUCCUGACUCAGGAGCAUCGACAGACGAGGAGAACGAGGAUGGAGACUUUACAGUGUACGAGUGUCCUGGAUUGGCACCUACCGGGGAGAUGGAGGUGAAGAACCCACUCUUUGACGACUCCACCCUUUACCUUCAAAGGCUCUACCAGUAAACCUGGACUUUGAGAUGCUUCAAACUCUGUCUGCAGCCUUUAUGCAUACAAAUAGUUACACUUACACGCAUACACACUCCACAUGGACUGCUGGGCCCAGUCUAACCCUUGUGAUGGACAGGAUGGAUAGUGGAAGGUACACAGAGGAGUAAGAGGAUGAGGGGUGAGAUGUUCAUGGACCUUUAAAGGACGUCACAGGGCUGGCUUUUUGUUUGAAGUAGGAAUGGCUUCUGACAAGUUACAGACACAUUGAAUCUAAUAUCCUGAGUUAAUGGCGUCCAGCCCACAGAGAUGUCUGAUGCUCCUGAGCUAAGAUUAAGUAUUUCUAUCAGUUCAUUGAUUGAUAGAUGGCCAUGAAUAGCAAUGUUUAUUAAUCAGUAAAUACUCACCGCAGGCUUUGGUUUUAUUCAAGCAUUUUUUAAAUGUGAUUUUAAUAUUUCAUAACAACACAGUGAUCUUCAGUAUGAUACGUAGCCGUUGUGUUGUCAGUGAAGCUCCUCUAUGCAUGAACUGAUGACGCUGUUUUAUUGAAACCUGAGAGUCGAUAUGCAUUUACAGUUUAUUCAGUUCAGGUUUCUUGUGUAAACUUGCUUAUAUAUAUAUAUAUAUAUAUAUAUAUAUACACACACAUAUAUGCACACAUGUAUAUAUGUAUUUAUAUAUGGUAAAUGGUAAAUGUAUAUAUAUGUGUAUAUAUAUAUUCCUAAGUGCUGCGUCAAAGCGUGAACUGUUGUUUGUUUGGUUAUCGUUGACUUUGUUUGCAGAGUUCCUACAUGUGGAUGAGACAAGAAGUGUAUCAGACAGGAAGUGAUGGUCCAGGGUUUACCCAUUAUAUCUGUUAUUGUGCAGCACAGUUUGUACCUGAAAUAUAAGUUUUGUAGAUUAAGGUAACAGCAAAGAGUAUCUGCACACUAUAAUAUAUAGUGUGUGUAUGUAUAUAUAGCUCCAGAAGGUUCAUUAGAAGUGAACAGGCAAUGUUUAAAUCCUGCAAAGUCUUCAUCAGGCAACACAUGACGAAGAGGUCUAUGUUGGUAUCAAACUGACAUCAUUCUGUCAUCAACCAAUCAAACUAAUGAUUUAGAAAAAUACUUUCAAUAUGACACAUAAGACACAUUAUGGAAGAUCAAAUCAGUAUCAUAGAAAUCACAAAAAUUGAUUCAUAGACAACAUUUAAAUAUAGUUGAAAAUAUAUUUCAAAGAGAUAUUGACACAUCAUAAUAACACAACUGACUAACCCUUCCAAGAUCAAAGAGACACUACAGGCUAGAAGAUCUAUUGUCUUCAGCUGAAGAUAAAGGAGAACCAGCCUGGCUCUGUCAGAGGUUCUAAGAUGUCCCUCCUGACAUCAAACGCAUCUAAUCCAGUGUGCUGAGAUAAGGAAUGCACUGAUGAACGUUGUCUUUAACGAUACCAACUCUGUGGCUUGUUUUGAUUCAAUGACUAUAACUAAGAAACGCUGAAUCUUAUGAUUGUAUCGGCAGUUACCAUGUGACAUGUUGGAUUGGCGCAUCCCUCAUGAAUAUUCUCUGCUUGUACCUUUACUGAAACUGCUUAAUAUUCUAUAGGACUGGAUGUACACAACUGCCUUUCUGUGUUUUGUCAAUGUUCAUGUCGUAGAUCAUAGAUUACAUGACACACCCUGGAUGAUGCUUCAGCUUCAGUGACAGAUGUUUGACAAAGAAACAGGAAAGGUGCAGGACUCCUGGCUGUUACUGUGGCCUCUUGCUGUUGUCUCUCAGGAAAGCUGUCCUCUGUGCUCCCCCCUCUUUAGCCUGCUCCUGAUGCUUCAGCCUCUCAGCUCUCCCAAAGUGGAGGACCAUGUUAAAACUGCAUUUGACAGACACAUACACGUACAGUGUGUAAAAAUAAAUAUGUACAUCAUAUACCAGGGGGUAUUAACACCGGCGUGUUGUAAAGACUGUUUUAUUCAAACCUACUGAGCUUGUGGAAGAACGCAAAGAACACUUUAUAUGGUUGAUGGAGGGUUGUUUGCCUUUUCUAUACGUUACUGAGCGCUGCUUUGCCUUCAGGAGUGCUGAGCGCUGAACAGAACCUGAAGUGGUUGUCUUGUUUUGACCUCAUGAAGGUAUUCUCCAACAAGUGACUGAGCUAGCUACCUUUGAUACAUGAAUAGAUGUCAGACUGCAGAUGAGUUCUACACACGAAGGAGAACUUCUUCACCACCAAGUGUAGCGUGCAUGUGGAUAUACCAGAGCUGAACUGACAUGAAUAAAUAUUUAUAUAGUCUGAAGUGAAA
Molecule: messenger RNA, 2956 nt
Organism: Anarrhichthys ocellatus (wolf-eel)
Lineage: Eukaryota; Metazoa; Chordata; Actinopteri; Perciformes; Anarhichadidae
Gene: npdc1b
Product: neural proliferation, differentiation and control, 1b
Exons: 7
Cellular component (GO): membrane
Source: RefSeq, a predicted model, not a curated record